This is a messenger RNA of Apiotrichum porosum, 741 nucleotides long. RefSeq lists its product as uncharacterized. NCBI's taxonomy places the organism in Eukaryota, Fungi, Basidiomycota, Tremellomycetes, Trichosporonales, Trichosporonaceae. Bases 1 to 741 code for a protein of 246 amino acids. The transcript is spliced from 3 exons. The record is from RefSeq and is a predicted model, not a curated record.
AUGCGCUCCUCGUCAGAUGAGCUUGACGGCGUACUCGACCUUCACAACUCGUCGACCCCUGAGGACCUCAAGGUUCCAGGCCGUACGACGCCAAGCCCCCUCUCCGAUUGCCCGUCCGGCUCGCAGUACCGGCCGCUGAGCAUUAUCAACGAAGACGGAAUUCAUCAGUCUUCGGCGACCAUUCGCCAGUCGCCCACCUCCCUCCGUGAACGACGUGGCAUGGCAUCCACCCUUGGCGGUCUCCAUCUCAAUACAAACGCUACCCGUCCCACCCGCCCAGCCCUCUCCGACGUUUUCAUCUCUGAUGACAACGAAGAGCCCUUUCCCGAGCCUUUUGCAGUACAGUCCAGCCGUGGCAUUUCGGUUCGAUGCGUAAAGGAGAACCAGAAGUCUCCCAGUACACUCUCACGUCGAUCCAUUGCUCCGUCUACAAGACCUACCCCUGUUCCCAGCUGCCUCAGUAACCUCGAGGUGUCGCAGAUCAUCCUCGACUCCGAGUUCUCCCCAACCGAGUGGCGCGAGUACGUGGCACCGCACAACGACUUUCCCCUCACUCCUAUUCCCCUUGAUACCGACAACAUUGAAGGCGACUCUCGGGAGUCCGCGGUCAGGUUCACCACUCAAAAGCUUCAGAGGAUCUUGCAGUCAUUCCUCACCGAAGACGAUUACCCCGACUGGGUGAUGAACGAGGUUGAAAGACACAUGCGCGGCAUGGACCGAUUCGACGACCCCCGCACCUAA